GCGGCGGAGCUCGCUCGCCAGGCAGUGCGAACGUCCCGCGAGGCGGCAACCACGUCCGCGUGCGCCACGGGCCUGGGGCCGAACAGGCUCGGGCCCUGGCAGGUCGCUUGGUUCUCGGACGAGCUCGUCGAGUGCCUCCUGCACCGAGGCAUGGCGGCCGAGCGGCUGGGCGGCGCGUCCGGGCCCGCCUGGGGCUCCUUAGUCGCCAUGCUGCCGAGGCCUGGCGGCGGGUAUUGCCCGAUUGGGCUGCUCUGCGGGUUCCCGCUCUGGUGGGCGCGCCUGCGCAAGCCCUACUCCGACGCGCGGGGGGCCGCGCUCGACCCCGAGGACGCUCAGGCUUUCUGGGGCGGCACUGGCAAGGCAGCGAAGCAGGCUGUUUGGAGGCAGGACUUCAUGACGGAGUCGGCGAAGGCCAGGGAUCGGGCAUGCGCGCGCUUCCUGGUGGACCUCGAGAAGUGCUACGCGAUGGUGCUGCUGGCGCUGCUGCAGGCGACGCUGGCGGUCUACGGUGGCCCGAGGCAGGUCAUGGUGGGCUGCUUCGUCGGCGAGGUCUUCGUCUACGGGGGCGGCUUGAUCGCUGGCGACGUGCACGCCAACACGGUGCUCGGCUGCGUGCUCGCCCGCGUCGACGGGGCUCACCGUCGGGCCUGGGCGCACAACCAUGUUUGCAUCAUGGUCGAUGAUUGCUUGUUGUUCAUGGAGGGCCACCUGCUAGACAUCGUUAGCCAGCUGGGGGAGGCGGCUGGUUCCUUCCUCGAUGGUUUGGAGAGGACGCUGCAGAUGGUCGUGAGCCGUGAGAGAAUGGCCAUCGUCACCAGCACUGCGGACCUGAGGGGCCAAGAUCGCCAGCUGCGCAGAUGGCGCAGCAAGGUCGCGGCCGUCGUGGUUGGCGAGGGCGCGGGACGUUUCCAGGCGCUCGGGUGUUUGUUGGGCCGCCACCCGUGCCACGACCCGUGGUGCGAGCACGCGCUGAAGCCGCUGGCGGCGUGGGCGAAGGGGCUGCAGGCUGACGCGAGCGCCAUCUACCGCCGCGCGCUGGGAUGGGCCAUGGUGGAGGCGCAGGCGGUACUCGACAGCCGUGGGCCCGACGCUCUGGCAGGCCGUGGCCCCGCCGCCGCCUCGCUGUUGGCCGCCCAUCGGCUGGGCUGGCACGCUUGCGGGCCGCGCAGCUGGACAGACGACCGCGGCAUGCCCCUCGACGUGAUGGUCAUGGGCAAGCACGCCCUCGCGCGCGUUGUCGAGGCUGCGCGCGUGCGUUGGCUGUGGCGCGAGGUGGGCGCCGAGCCUGGCAAGGGCCACCUUGCCGGGGGAUGGGCCGCGCGCUUCGUCCGCAAGAGCCUUCUGCAG
Molecule: messenger RNA, 1347 nt
Organism: Prorocentrum cordatum
Lineage: Eukaryota; Dinophyceae; Prorocentrales; Prorocentraceae
Source: the annotation of a GenBank genome assembly